Molecule: messenger RNA, 2619 nt
Organism: Copidosoma floridanum
Lineage: Eukaryota; Metazoa; Arthropoda; Insecta; Hymenoptera; Encyrtidae
Source: RefSeq, a predicted model, not a curated record
GUGAGACGAGCGAAGAAUAUAUAAGAUGAUCAUGAUGAUGACCGCCGUGUGUUUUGAUUACCGUCAUUAUCCAAACAACACCUGUUUUUUAACAAUCGCCGAGGUCUUUGAGAAAGUUUUGACUUCGUCCCUCGGUAAUGUGUCAAGAAGCCACGAUGAAGCCCAUCAGUUAUCAUCGAGUUGUUUGUUUUUUUAAGAAAAACACGCAUUAACAAUAUAUAAACGGCACAAACGCAUAUUUUUUUCUUGCACAUAAGACUAUAUUGUAUAGAAGAGAGAACUUUACGACUGCGAGCAAGAAUAAUAUGCAUUUCUGGAUCGACAAGCCCACGGGGAGAUGUCCCCGGAUCCACGGCAGGCGUUAUCGCAUGAACGUCCCAAAAUCACAUUUCGCGAGCCAUCAUCACCAUCGCUAUGCCAUCGACGACGUGGCUGGAUUGCACAUGUUCCCCCCGUUGCCUCGGUUUCAGAGCAACGACGUUAGCUCGGCCGGGCCAAGCAACAAUAACAACAACACUAGGUCGCUGAGACCAACGGCGCAGGAAAGUGUUGAUAGAACUGAUGCGGCGCAACCCGGUUGCCACCAACUGGGACAGGACAACAUCAGCAAUAUUCAUUCUAAUAAUACCGGUAACAAUCAACGGGUACUGCCUCAGUCGACAAAUGAUACAAAUAGAGGCCUUCUCAACGUUUUGGAGUGCAAUGAGGCUGACAUGAGAGUCUACAACGUUGGGAUCACUCUCGUCACCGUCAUUGCUUUUCUCGCUGUCACUAGAUUUUAUUUUGACUACCAGCAAAGCGAAGGAAUCCAGGUGUUCGUGAUAUUCGGUCUUCUGGCGUUCUUACUGCUGUACAGAUGCAUCAUAAGGAUUCUCUGUCCAACCGUGCCGUCGAGCCAUCACCAUCACCAUCAGGAGACAACGCCGGUCUCCGACCCAAUAGCCACCGUGACCGUACUCAACACGAUUUCCAAUGAAAGUAUUAGCGACGUCCCCAUGCCGAUCCGCCAGAAUCCACCUCCCCCGUAUCACAUAGCCAUCCUCAUACCACCACCCGCGUCGGCCGACGAGGCACCACCCCCGGCUUACGACAAAAUCAUUCACUAAAUGAUUCCGUGCAUCGUCAAAGAGAUACUUACGGUGCCACACCAUGUAGCUCUCUUCUCUAUUAUAAUCUAGUCGUUGAUUCGUUCGUUCGUUCGUACGUAAAUAAUAAAAUAUAUUCGGUCGUUUUCUCGAGCUGUAAGUAACUUGCUUUUUUUUUUCUCUUUUCACUUUGCCUCUAUUGGUAUGUAUAAAAAGAAAGAAAAAAAAGAAAAAGGAAAAAAAAAAAACAAUCCUUUGUAUGCCCCUUUAUCUCUCUAUACUUUUUACCUCUUAUCGAUCUCCUCUCUUUGACACUUCGGUAAGGGUAAAUAUUUUGUAUGUAUAUACUUAUGUUCUGUUGUCCUAUUAGGAGCUGAUAACGCGUUUUCAAAUCUUAUAUACUACAACCACGUACUAUCAUAGCUGAGAGACAAAAAAAUAAUAACGGAUUGAAACAAUAUAGUGUAUACAUAUAUAUACAUAUAUAUAUAUAUAAUAUACACAAACACGUAGAUUUUUCGAAUGUGAUAUUUCAUUGGCCAAAGGAGACAACUUAAGAAAGAAACAUUACUUGUAUACUGUAUACUAAUAACUUGAAACGUAAUUUUUAUAUUUUCUUAUGUCUUAUAUAUGUCUUGUAUUGUGUACAUGUCAAAACACAAAGUACGAUUUGACGAAUAGUUUCAUCUUAAUAGUACUAGAUGAUAUGUGCAUCUUAAUCUCGGAAGAAAAAUUAUAACAGUGUUUAAUUCAGCUUAUGGCAUAAAAAUUCUCGAGUACAAGAAUGUAAGAAAAAAAAAAAAAUAAACAAGUAAUGAUAUUUUAAACGCGCGCAACUACAACAUUAUCAAUACAUUAAGCGACAGGUAUGUGCUUAUACAAAAUUAUUUAUUAACAAAAUUUAGGUCAAACAUAUUAUAUUACACAUCUGAAGUAUAAUAUACUUAUAUAUAUUCAUUGGAAAGUUCAUUAAGACAAUUAGUUAUAACAUGAAUAACGUUAAAAUGUUGAAAGCCUAAUAGGUUUGUCGAAAAAAUAAACAUUUAGUUAUUAAAAAAAAAUUUUAAAACAUAUUAUUCACUAUUGUGUAGCGAGGUUACAUAUGAAUUUAUAUAUAAUUUGCAGUACUGCCAAAUAUAUAUUGAAUAUUUUGAUAAAUUGUGUAUUCUCAUGUACUUGAGUAGCAAACGUAAAAGUAUUAUUUUUAAUUCAAUUUUGGAUACAUAUAUUUUUAAACUUAAAAAUCACAGAAUAGUAAGAAAAAGUAUUAAAAUUCUUGUACAUAAUUUCGUUCUCGUUAAGUCAGAAUACUUAUUAAAAGUGUAUGUACAAAGUAAAAUUAAAGUAAUAAAAAUGCUUCUAUUAUUUCUCUGAUAUAACUUUUCCAGUAGUUCAGUUAGAAUACACGCAUAUUAUAUUAAACUGUCAGUGAAUUUUGUACAAAAAUGUUUAUUUCUGCCAAAGUACUCACAUUGGUAGUUAUUACAAGCUGUGACAAUGGUUUCAAAAUAAAGUUUUUUUUCCAAAUACUAAA